AUGGGAGUGCACGCGACGGGCAGCAUCCUGAGGGGAAACGCCAUGCGGUCUGUCGCAUGUCGCCCCCGUGCGAACCGGUGGGCGCGCGAGCAUGCCGCCUCGGGCCGUGGGAGCGGGCGAUCGUCCGUGAGCAGGCCUUGUCGGGGGCGCAGGCGGGGCCCCGUCGCGGCUGCAGCCCAGCCAUCCAAGGACGCUCCUCUCGUCGUAGUCGGCUCCGCGAACUGCGACCUGGUCCUGUCGCUCGACCGCGUCCCAGACGCAGGCGAGACCCUCGCUGCGCGGUCCCUCGAGACGCACCCGGGGGGCAAGGGCGCGAACCAGGCCGCGGCAGCAGCUUGCCUGGGCCAGCGCACGUGCUUCGUCGGCCAGGUCGGCGACGACUCCAGCGGCACCUACAUGCGUCACGAAUUGGCCGCUCGCGGCGUCGACCUCGCGGCCCUCCGCUCCGUUCCCGGCGUGCCGACGGGCACUGCCGUCAUCAUGCUCGACCAGACGGGCGAAAACCGGAUCAUCAUCGUCGGCGGCGCGAACACACACCUGCCCUGGGACCACCUCCCGCAGCGCGAAGGCGCUGGCUCCGCUGGCGCGCUCAUCGCGGGCGCCGGGGCGCUGCUGCUGCAGCGCGAGGUGCCGGGCACUGAGGUCAACGUGGCUGCCGCGCAGGCCGCGCGCGCUGCGGGCGUGCACGUCGUGCUGGACUGCGGCGGGCAGGAGGGGCCGCUCGAGGACGGGCUGCUCGAGGCGUGCGACACGAUUUCGCCCAACGAAACGGAGCUCGCGCGGAUGACGGGCCUUCCGACGGCAACAGACGCCGAGGUGCUCGCAGCGGCGGAGUCGAUGCUGUCCGACGGGAAGCGGCAGGUCCUGGUCAAGCUCGGGAGCAAGGGUUCGGUGCUUGUUCGAUCGGGGGAGGAGCCGAUCCGUCAGCCGGCGAUCCCGGCCCCGGAGGUGGUUGACACGACGGGGGCGGGCGACUGCUUCACCGCAGCCUUCGCGGUGGCGUUCCUCGAGGGCAAGGCGCCCGCGGAGUGCAUGCGAUUUGCGGCCGCGGCGGCGUCGCUGUGCGUGCGGAGAAUGGGGGCCAUGUCCAGCAUGCCGAGCCGUGCGGAAGUGGAGGCGCUGCUCCGGGAGGGCUGA
Molecule: messenger RNA, 1137 nt
Organism: Pedinophyceae sp. YPF-701
Lineage: Eukaryota; Viridiplantae; Chlorophyta; Pedinophyceae
Source: the annotation of a GenBank genome assembly